Messenger RNA from Fusarium redolens, 1455 nucleotides. RefSeq lists its product as uncharacterized. Bases 1 to 1455 code for a protein of 484 amino acids. The transcript has a single exon. The record is from RefSeq and is a predicted model, not a curated record. NCBI's taxonomy places the organism in Eukaryota, Fungi, Ascomycota, Sordariomycetes, Hypocreales, Nectriaceae. Gene Ontology annotation, molecular function: glycosyltransferase activity.
AUGGCGGUCGGCCUCCAAGUCGCCGGCCCAGGCGCCAUUGUCACCCUCGUCUUUCUGAGCAUCAUUAUAACCAUUCGCCUCUCAAGAUUCUCCAUACUACAAUAUGGCCGCAAGAAGUACCGAAACCCACAUGAACGCUUGAACUUUCAAAGGGAAAUUUCUGUCAUUUUGACGAUUCAUGACCCAAAUGACCCAAACAUGUUGACUUAUGUUCGAAGUAUUCUCAAAAACAAGCCUGAGCAACUCUUCAUCACUACUAGCGAUACAAAGGCUCAGCACCGGGUGGACGGUAAGUUGAAUGGGCUGAGAGCAGCGUACUCGGCUACGCAGAUUAGUGUUGGUGCUGUGAACGAGCCGAAUAGACGUCGUGAGAUCGCCCACGCUUUGAGCUCUAUCAACACUCCGCUGACGGUCCUGACUGAUCAGGGUGUUCAUUGGCCUGAGGGCUUUCUCAAGUCGGCACUCAUCCCCUUUGCAGAUCGUCGUGUUGGAUGUGUCACAGUUCCCAUGAUUGCACGCAAGCCAGAUGGAAUCUGGGAUUCGUUCCUCGCAUGCCUGUUCUCCUGUUACUACGGCCUGAUGGCAGAGGAGAACAGAGCCUUCAACGCACUUGACUGCUCUGCAAUCUUCCCGGGAUCGCCUAUCUUGUUCCGCACGUAUUUAGCUGCUCAGCUGAGAUUCAAGCAGCAGUUUGAAGUUGAGCCGUGCUUGAACCGAAGGCAUGGUGUUCACAAAGCGGACGAGUAUCUGUUCUUCAACCGCUAUUUCCUCCAAGAAGAGGCUGUCCAUGGGGCGCCUUGUCUUGUUGUUUUCCAAGAUACGCCGGAAGCGACGGUUCAAGUCGACAGAAGAUCUAUUGGCGAGUUUCUCCGUGAGUGUCUUCAGAUGACUCGGAAUCUUUGGCGUCUCAGUCGUGCCAUGAUCCGUCGGAAAGAGCGCAAGACGUAUCCCUACGCCUUUUAUCUGACCCAUCUCAGCAGUUUUGUGUCUUUUACCAUGAUCUACGAGAUUAUGAUUGUUUUUCUCGUACACUUCACGAUCUUAUUUGACGACGAGUGGAUUGCUUGGGUCACACUCGGAUAUUUGCUUUACAUCUUGCAGGCGUUCGUGGCCGGACAGAUAAUGAAGCGUUUCCGCACCGGCGGUUACGGCUACGGCAGAUGGACGCUUCUCAUGGCCAUUAUGGUGGGUAUACCAGCUCAUUAUGUUCUCGAGGUCCUUAAGCUUGUGGCACUGGCCACCGCAUGGAAGGCCGAUGUUGAACUGAUAAGUGAAGCUGACAUCAAAGUGCGAGUGGGCGACCCCGGUGCUUUAUGGUAUCACGUUGGCGGCGUUGAGGAAGCUCGAACGGAGAAUAAUGAACCGCCAUGGAUCUCAGGAUGCAUGGAGAUGACGAGACCCCAGCGCGCACUUCAACCACUGCCCGAUUUUCCAAUGUUCGUCAUUGAUGAAUAG